Messenger RNA from Clupea harengus (Atlantic herring), 5199 nucleotides. RefSeq names its product serine/threonine kinase 11 interacting protein (gene stk11ip). Gene Ontology annotation, cellular component: cytoplasm. Gene Ontology annotation, molecular function: protein binding. The record is from RefSeq and is a predicted model, not a curated record. NCBI's taxonomy places the organism in Eukaryota, Metazoa, Chordata, Actinopteri, Clupeiformes, Clupeidae. Gene Ontology annotation, biological process: intracellular protein localization.
GUUGUAGUUCUCAGAAUGAACACUAGUAGUCCGCAUUUGUAUUCGUCAUUUGGACCAUCACGGCCACCGUAUGGGCGGGUGGCUGUUUGUUCGCGCAGAUGUCCUUCUGUCUGUCGCCUAAGGAUGUCUACAACACCAAGUAGUCAGCCCACCCUCGUUCAUCGGCUGGCCACACUGCUGAGAAACAAUGGUGACUGUGUGCUGGACGGCAGCAGCACCCUGACGCUCCAGGUGAGCCACCUGCAGCAUCUGACGCGUCUGUUUGAGCAGCACCUGAUCUCGCGCACACACCAACAUGGCUUCCUGGCUCUCCCCUCCCACCCUGCCGACACUGCCUCCCUCCUCCAGGUGCAGUUCUUGUUUGACGUCCUGCAGAAGACCCUGUCCAUGAAGCUUGUCAACCCUCCUGACUCAAGACUGCAAUCUGUAGUGAAAAUCUUCCCCUUUAAGUCACUCAAACACUUGGAGCUGAAGCGUAUCCCACCCCACUGUCUGGAGGGGCUGCGGGGGGUCUACUCUCAGCUGGAGGUCUUCACCUGCUCCAAGAGCCUCAGCUCCCUGGAGGAGCUGCUAUCGCUGUGCGGUGGAGACCUGAGUUCUGCUUUGCCAUGGCUGGAGUUGCACACGCUCAACUUCAGCUACAAUUCCAUCUCCUGCCUGGACGAGUCGCUGAGUUUGCUGAAUGUCCUGAAGUCCCUGGACCUGAGCCACAAUAAGAUCCAGGACUGCGCUGACUUCCUGAAGCCUUUGAGCGAUCUGGAGCACCUGAACCUGGCCUAUAAUAACCUCCAGAGGGCGCCACAGUUGGGCCUGAGUGCCAGGGUCAAACUGAGCGUGCUCAUACUGCGCAACAAUGAGCUAGAAACCAUUAACGGGUUAGAGCAGCUGGGCUCGCUGCAGCACCUGGACCUGGCCUACAACCUGCUGCUGGAGCACUCGCAGCUCGCCCCUCUCUCUCAGCUGCACUGCCUCAACCUGUUGAUCUUGGAAGGCACCCCCUUGUUCUUCCAGAAGACCCAUCGCUCGUCCACGGUCUGCCAUCUCUCCCCCAGGGCUGCUUUCCAGCGAUUCCGACUGGACGGCUGCCUUCUCUCUACCUCAGAACUGGCGGUGCUGCCCAAACCUGGAGUGCUGAUUGGUCAGAUGGCGCAGGCCCACGCCCCGGCCCUGUUUGCCGCGGCAACGGAGCGCGGCUCCCAGGAGUUCUCGAGCGGAGGAGGCGACCUGAGCGACAGCCUGUCCGUGAGUGAGCCGGGAGUGUCCCGCCUGCGCAAGAAGAAGUCAAAGGGGAAAGUGAGGGUGCGGAGAGCCAGCAUCUCUGAGCCCAGCGACACGGACCACGAGCUGAGAGUGGGGUCAACCCUACAGGACAUCGUGCUGCACCACCAGAAAGACAUUGAGCGCAUGGACAGCUUCCGGGAGCAGCUGGGCGAGGACUGGCUCCGCUACCAGCACCACCUGGAUGCCUCCGCCAAACCCCCUACCCCGCCUCCCCAGCUCACCAUGCCCGACACCCCCCACAUCACCCCCCACGUCACCCCACCUGUCAUCCCCAACGGCCUCUGCACCCCCUCUCCCUCCCCGCCUAAGGAUCCCACUGAAGAGAAGACGGCUCUGGCGGAGGCCCCGGACUGCGCCUCUCCCCUGCUGACGUCGGAGCCCAGAGACGAGAUGGACACCACGGAGUCCACGCUGCAGUGGUCGCACACCGACUCCACCCUGGAGAGGAGCGACCCGAACGCCAGCGCGCUGCUCACGUCGACAACGCAAGCAGAGGAAGAUGAGGAAGAUGAGGAGGAGGAGGAUCGGGGAGUGGACCUGUGCCUGCCGCUGCUGGUGGGUGUUGUGAGUGAGGAUGAGGAGGGUGAGGAGAGGAAGGCCCCGGGGCCAGUGUUCCUGCGUGUGAGACAGGGCCUGCUGCUGGAGGUGGACAUGCAGCACGGUCGCGUCAGGAGACGAGUGGAGCUGGACAGCCUGCAGCACAUCACCAGCAUACGUGCCCCCUGGGGUGACAAGGAGGACAGUGAGAGUCUCCCGGCUCUAGAGCUGCACUUUAGUUUCAUCAUCCGGGAGCGCCGGCAGCGGUGCUACGUCAUGCUGGAUGAGAAUCCCCAGCAGGCCUUGCAGGAUCUGUUUGAUAUCCUGUCGCGGGUGGCGGAGGAGAACAUGCGGCGCGUGGAGGAGAGGCGGCCCCGUGGCCUGCGCUUGCAGUGUCUGCGCUGCAGGACCGAGUUCAGCCAACGGGGCCCCGAGGGGUCCCCUGGGGCCUCUGACCGACUGGACGCGAGUCAGGGGCUCCGGGGAUGCGGAGACCGAGGGGAGGAGGAGGAAGAACAGAUGGAGGGAGAGAAGGAGGACGAGCAUGCAAGAAAGAAUACAGCUGACUCAACAGGAAGUGGACAGGUUUGCCCAGAAUGCAAUAGUGAUCAUGUGAUCCAAAUAGCUGGCCAAUUGGCUCCUUCCACCAGCACACCAACCGCCAGUGAUGUUGAGGAGGGGGACGAGAAAAGAUACUUCUCUUUCGACGAUACAGACACCCCUAAGAGAGCUCCAGGAGUCAGUAACCUUGAGAGCCAGAGUGAAUCCUCAUUGGACAGUAAUGGUCACCUGACACAGGAAGUGACAAAAACAGAGGGCGAGCAAAACGACACUUUCCUGACUGCCACCAGCAGUAUGUCCCAGGUUGACCCUCGGGACGAGGACUGCGGCUGGGCAGAGCAGAGCGCCUCCCAGCCCGUGAGCUACCACACGGCGGACGGAGGUACGGACCUCAGCAGCACCACCGAGAGCCAGGAGGACCAGGAACUGGCAGGGAGCUACAGAUACAGCCAACUGCCGGAGACCCAGGCCCAAGCCUCCGACAGGGCCAGCCCGGCCUCGUUUGACCUGCUGUCAGAGGACUUUGAGGCUGUGGACCACCGGCUGAAGCUCUUCUUGGAUGUGGAGGUUUUCGAGGGGGAGGAGGAGCUGCACAGCUUCCUCAAGAUGUCCACCGUGAAGUUUGGUGACCCUGUGGAGUUUCCGUCUCUGCUGGUCUUGUCGGACCAGUGCAUCUACAUCCUGGAGAUCACCUCCGAGGCCCAAGGCCAGCCGUCUGAUUGGAUGCAGAAGCGCUACAGGCACCGGCUGUGUGAGCUGAGCUACCUGGAGGUGGGGCUGGGGUCUCAGGGCAUCCACAUGGAGUUCGCCGACUCCGGAGGGUCCGCAUAUACUCUACUGGUGAGGGACAGCAGUCGCUGCAAGCGCUUCUACAACCGGCUCACAGGAAUUGUAAGGGAACUGGCCCCGAGGUCGGACAGUAAACUCAAGGCCAUCUCUACCACUAGACUCACUCCACAACACCACCUGUGGCCACUGGUGUGUGAAGGCUCACAGUCACACGAGGACGAGGACGACUGUCAGCCCCAGUUCCUCUACGUGCUGGCGUUCGUGCGCCAAGAUCACUCUUUGACCCCUGUCACUGUGUUGGCUACACGGGAAACCCUGUACCUGGUCGACGAGGACCAUCAGUGGAGCAAGAGUCAUCUCCCAGAGCUGCCGCCCAAUGAGGAUGGAGAGGUUCCCUGUGGGCGGGUCACCGUCCGAGAGACUCAGCCAAUCAGCUGCGUCAGCUCUGUGCAUCUGUUCUCCUCCAAUCCCUGUCGAGUGGACAUCAAGCUUUACGACGAGGUCCUGAAGCAGGAGCGGAUGUGGGCCCUGCAGACUGAGGGCGGUGAGCUGGUGCAGGGUCUGGUGGAGUGGGUGCGCACGCAGUGGGAGGCCAUGUUUGGGGUCAAACUCACCACCAGCACCCAGGAGCAGCCCUGCUGAGAAACCGUCCUCUUCCUCCCGAACACUGUGUCCACUCUCUCUCUCUCUCUCUCUCUCUCCUUCCCCCUCUUCUCCCUCCCUCUUUCUCUGCCUCUCAAUCUUUCUUACUCUCUUUCUCAAACUUUAUCCUUCUCUUUUUUUGAUCCAACUGUUUAUUCUUUCUUUCUUUCUUUGUCUACCUCCCCUUAUCUCCCUCUCUACAUUUCUUUCUUUGUUAUACACUUGACUCUUUCUCUGUCUCGGUGUCAGUCUGUCCAACUAACUGCUUGCUCAGUGUGUUCCUUUGUCCCUAUAGUCUUUCUAUUUUCCCCAGAGAGAAAACCCUCUUCCUCUCACUCUCACUCUCACUCUCUCUCUCUCUCUCUCUCUCUCUCUCUUUCCCUCCCUCCUUCUAAUACCUGCCUUCCUGUCAGUCCCCCUUUUUUAAUAAAAGCUGAUCUGUUGUACUUGGCAACAGGAAACAGCCUAAAUCACUCCCAUGCCUAAAUGGCUGACUGGCAGUGAACUGGGUCGAGGCCCUCCAGUGACUGCCCUGCUCACCCUGCCUGCCCUGCUCGUUCUUCUCUCUCUGAGGCCCAGGCCUUACUGACCGGCCCCUGUUUGCUUACUACCAGUGCACCUUAUGGCACCUCUGCUCUGAAUGACACCAGAUUGGGAAGAUGAGGGAAUGUCCAUAUCAUCAUGGACAAUGCUACUUCAGGGACUGUGUGUGUGUGUGUGUGUGUGUGUGUGUGUGUGUGUGUGUGUGUGUGUGUGUGUGUCUUGAAACCUGUAUACCCAGCGAUAUUGGGAAUUGUGUGAGGAAGCAUGGCAUCGUUAGCCUCAGGCCAUGUGAUCACGUGUGUCAUCAGCCUGAAACGAAGCGGCUGAAACGACUCUCACAGCUUUUUACUGGAUAUGAUUUCUGCUCGUUUUAGUCAUAUGUCAGUCUGUGCUUUUUAUUUGUUGUUUUUUUUCCUUCGUUCUCGUUCAUCCAUAUGCAUUCAAAGUUCAUGUGAAAACAUUAGGUCGUUGCAUAAUAAAAGGCAUUUUUUGAUUGUUUUAAUGGACAGAUAUGAGUUACUAAAAUAACACAUAGACUACUGCUUGUAAAAGGGAAUUAUCGCGUCGGUGGUUGUCACUCAGUAUUUGUUUUUGGCCACCACGUGUCUCAAGCUUAGUCAAGUAUUUGUGCCAAGUAUAACUUAAGUACCCAUAAUUGCACUGUAACAGUUCUGGAUAAUGUGAUGUGAGCUCUUACGCUGUUUCACGGAUGAAAACCAUGACAAAUUGCAUGAGCGUGUUUUGUAUUUAUUGUUCUGUACCUGUACAAUUAAUGUCAUGUUGGUGUUGAAAAUGCGUUUUUUUAUUUUGUUAUAUGAAUAAUUAAAAAAUGGCCUAUAUUGAGUA